GAUAGCAUUUGAGGACCUGGCUGUUUACUUUACCUGGGAGGAAUGGCAGAACAUGAACAAAGCUCAGAAAAUCCUGUACAGGGAUGUGAUGCUGGAGACCUACAGCAGCCUGCUCUUCUUGGGACACUGCAUUACCAAACCCGAUUUGAUCUUUAAGUUGGAGCAAGGAGCAGAGCCAUGGAUGGCGAGCGAAUUCCUAAAUCAGAACCUUCCAGUUGCCAUGAAGAGUGAUGACAUUAUUAGGACCAACCAGGAAAUUCGAGAAAAAAAUGUUAAGCAGAAUGUUAUUACAAAUAAUAAGACAUCAACUCCCAGAAGAGUUGAAUUAAAUAAAAGACUUAAUUUAAAUUCAAGUCAUGUUUCAAAACUGGUUAACAAAAAAAGAAAUUAUUCAUCAAUGAAACCUGAGAAAUGCAAUGUGUGUCACAAUGUGUAUCCCAAUGGUGGGGCUGAUGAGCUGCAAGCUAGAGAGAAAGUUGAUGCUGCUAAGAUACCUGGGAACUCUGCCCAGUGCUAUGAGCCUCUUAGUGAGUAUCACAAGAUUCAGACUGUGAAGCCUUCAUUGGAACAUAGUGGACAAGGGAAAGACUUCAAAAGGAAGAAGAUAUUCUUUAGAUUUGGCAUGGUCCAUAUGGGAGACUCCUGUAAUAAGUCAACUGUCACUGUUGGAAAGACAACUCAAAUAGAAAAAACUCUUCAUAAAAAUGCUAACCUCAGUAAGCAUCAACAAAUCAACACAGGAGAGAAAGUCUAUGAAGAUAUGGGAUAUGUGGAACCUCUUCUUUACAAAUCAGAUCUUUUAAUAAAUCAGAGACAACAUAUACAGAAAAAACCCUAUGCAUGUAAGUCUCGUGGAAAAUCCUUCAGGUGUAAGUCCUCCCAUACCAUCAUUCACAGUACUUCCUUACAGGAAAACUUGCAAGAGUGUAAUGAAUGUGGAAAAGCCAUAUACCCGAAGGUAGAUGAUAUUAGACAUCAGGAAAUUCAUACAGAGGACAAACCUAAUGAAUGUAAAGACUGUGGGAAAGCCUUUGGCAAGAAGUCACAUCUUGUAAUACAUCAGAGAAUUCACACAGGAGAGAAACCUUAUGAGUGCAAUGGCUGUGGAAAAGCCUUCGGCUAUAAGUCACAACUCAAAACCCAUCAGAGAAUUCACACGGGGGAGAAACUUCAUGAAUGUCCUGACUGCGGAAAAGACUUCAUCUGUAAGUCACAACUCAUAAUCCAUCAGAGAAUUCACACAGGGGAGAAACCUUAUGAAUGUAAUGACUGUGGAAAAGCCUUCAGGAAUAAGUCACAACUCAAAGUCCAUCAGAGAAUUCACACAGGGGAGAAACCUUAUGAAUGUAAUGACUGUGGAAAAGCAUUCAGCAGUAAGUCACAACUCAAAAUCCAUCAUAGAGUUCACACAGGGGAGAAACCUUUUGAGUGCAAUGGCUGUGGAAAAGCCUUCAGCUAUAAGUCACAACUCAAAAUCCAUCAGAGAAUUCACACAGGGGAGAAACUUCAUGAAUGUCCCGACUGUGGAAAAGACUUCAUCUGUAAGUCACAACUCAUAAUCCAUCAGAGAAUUCACACAGGGGAGAAACCUUAUGAAUGUAAUGAGUGUGGAAAAGCCUAUGGCAAGAAGUCACAUCUCAUAACCCAUCAGAGAAUUCACACAGGGGAGAAACCUUAUGAAUGCAAUGACUGUGGAAAAGCCUUCAGGAGUAAGUCACAACUCAAAGUCCAUCAGAGAAUUCACUCUGCAGAGAAACCUUAUGCAUGUAAUGACUGUGGAAAAGCCUUCAGGAGUAAGUCACAACUCAAAAUCCAUCAGAGAAUUCACACAGGGGAGAAAGCUUAUGAGUGCAAUGGCUGUGGAAAAGCCUUCAGCUAUAAGUCACAACUCACAAUGCAUCAGAGAAUUCACACAGGAGAGAAACUUUAUGAAUGUCCUGACUGUGGAAAAGACUUCAUCUGUAAGUCCCAACUCAUAAUCCAUCAGAGAAUUCACACAGGGGAGAAACCUUAUGAAUGUAAUGACUGUGGAAAAGCCUUCAGCGUUAAGUCACAACUCAAAGUCCAUCAGAGAAUUCACACAGGGGAGAAACCUUAUGAAUGUAAUGACUGUGGAAAAGCCUUAAGCUCUAACUCACAACUCAAAGUCCAUCAGAGAAUUCACACAGGGGAGAAACCUUAUGAAUGUAAUGACUGUGGAAAAGCCUUCAGGAGUAAGUCACAACUCAAAACCCAUCAUAGAGUUCACACAGGGGAGAAAGCUUAUGAGUGCAAUGGCUGUGGAAAAGCCUUCAGGAGUAAGUCACAACUCAAAACCCAUCAGAGAAUUCACACAGGGGAGAAGCUUUAUGAAUGUAAUGAGUGUGGAAAAGCCUAUGGCAAGAAGUCACAUCUCAUAACCCAUCAGAGAAUUCACACAGGGGAGAAACCUUAUGAAUGUAAUGACUGUGGAAAAGCAUUUGUCCAAAUGUCAGACCUGAAGAAACAUCAGAGAAUUCACACAGGGGAGAAACCUUAUGAAUGUAAUGACUGUGGAAAAGCCUUCAGCUAUAAGUUACAACUCAAAAUCCAUCAGAGAAUUCACACAGGAGAGAAACCUUAUGAGUGUAAUGAUUGUGGGAAAACCUUUGGCCAGAAGUCACAACUCAUAAUGCAUCAGAGAAUUCACACAGGAGAGUAACCUCAUUAA
This is a messenger RNA of Oryctolagus cuniculus (rabbit), 2689 nucleotides long. The record is from RefSeq and is a predicted model, not a curated record. Lineage: Eukaryota; Metazoa; Chordata; Mammalia; Lagomorpha; Leporidae.